AUGGCAGCUGAACACAUUGACGACAAACAAUUCUGGUUGGCCAUUACAAUAUUAAUAAAAAACUAUCACGCUUUGAAUAAAAAGAUAUUCGAGGUGAUUAUUACAGAAGUGCAGAAACAGCAACAUGGACAACUGUAUGAUUCCGACGAAGAUGAACUGGAGCAGCAGCUACAGGCAAAUGCAUCUGAGAGGACAUGUGAAGGCUUUAAGAUUUACUUCAAGAUGUUGACCAAAAAGCUGGAGACAAACAUUUUGGCCAAUGGAACAUUGAAUUUCGGCAAGCAAAGUUAUGAAUGCCAUUUUGUAGGCGAAGAAUCUUUUGAUGAUUUUUCCGUGCAUUUAAAUGCAGGACAGUUCAGAGUGGAGUCAAAAUCAAAUUCCCGGUUUGCAGAGUUUGUUUUAAGGCCAAGGCUUUGCAAUUGGUCACAAAGCAAACGGGAAGAAGGAGCUCAGAAAUCGUUACGUUUGGUGGAUGUCGAAAAGUAUAAUGAUCUUUACAAGCAGCUUAAACUGAAGCAUUCCGAGAGUCUACUAAAGCUUUGGGAAACAGCAAAGGAAAGCACAGAUCCAUUAAAGUUCAUAUACGAAGAUUUGGCCAUUGCUGCUUACCUGAUAACGUUGUGGACCUCCACACAAACGGAACCAAAUGCAUUUGCUGAUUUGGGAUGCGGCAAUGGCCUCCUGGUGCAUGUGCUCAAUGCGGAGGGACACAAAGGCUAUGGCUAUGAUGUACGGAAGCGAAAACUUUGGUCCCUUUACUCGGAGCAGACAAGUUGCAACCUCGUUGAGCGAACUGUGGAACCAAACAGUUUUCGUUUCGAAUUUGAAGGUAUUGACUGGAUCAUAGGCAAUCAUUCCGAUGAACUAUCACCCUGGUUGCCGGUACUCGCAGCGCGUCUGAAAACAAACUUCUUCCUGCUUCCUUGCUGUCCAUUUGAGCUGUCUGGUGCCAAGUUUCAACGUCGUAACACUUCCAUAAGUGCUUAUCAAGAUUUUGUUCUCUAUGCUAGGCAAAUAUCGGAUCGAUGUGGAUUUGAAACACAACAAGAUCGCUUAAAGAUCCCAAGCACGAAGCGCAUAGCUCUGAUUGGUCUAAAAGGGUCGGCUAAAAGUACUGCGAACUUGGAAGAUUUUGUACAAAACGAGCUUCAAAAGUACCAAACAGGAGAUACAAACGCUGCGAUAAAAUUGCGUGAGAAAACUGAAACCGUCAGAAAUUGCACACAGGUCGAAAAGAGCAUUCUGGAUUCUCUGGUAUUGAAAAUCUUUCAUAUGCUGCUGGACAAUACAGAGAGAACAAAUGAUACUUCUUGGAUGGCAGGACGACAGCUGAAAAUGCGCGAAAUUGUACAGUCCCUGACCAAAGAGGAGUUGAGCGGCAUCAAGUCAGAGUGCGGUGGAAUCAAGACCUUACUGAGGAAUAAACAUGAGGUAUUUAAGUUUUGCGGCAAUGAUCUAAUUGGCAUCCGUAGGCCUGAAGGAAUUCCUGCGAUACGCUCCAAGUCACAUACCAUUAAGAAACGUUCAUGCUUCUUUAAACUACAUCAUCCCCAGGGAUGCCCCUUAGAGGAAAGUGACUGCUCAUUUAUACACUAGUUUUCGUAGUUAAAUAUUUAUAAUUUGCAUGUUGUCAUUACAAUAAUAAAAUCAUGUCAAAGAACAAA
This is a messenger RNA of Drosophila innubila, 1664 nucleotides long. Its product is annotated as probable tRNA (uracil-O(2)-)-methyltransferase. Bases 1 to 1596 code for a protein of 531 amino acids. Gene Ontology annotation, molecular function: tRNA (uridine) methyltransferase activity. NCBI's taxonomy places the organism in Eukaryota, Metazoa, Arthropoda, Insecta, Diptera, Drosophilidae. The transcript has 2 exons. Gene Ontology annotation, biological process: tRNA methylation. The record is from RefSeq and is a predicted model, not a curated record.